AUGGAUAAGAAAAAGAGGGGAAAACCCAUAUAUUUGGGUUGGAUUUCCAUGGAUACCUACAACAGAGUAGGUUAUCCAUUGCCAUCCCUAAACGCUGAGCUUUUCGAAAUCUUGGAUGAGGUGAUAGAUAUUGACUUGGUGGUUAAUCUAAAGCUCCCAGAAAGUGUACUAAUUGAGAAAUGCCUGGGGCGAAGGAUUUGCAGUGAGUGCAGGAAAAAUUUCAAUGUAGCCUCCAUUAAUGUCAAAUGUGAGAAUGGGAGUCCUGGAAUUAACAUGGCUCCACUUCGUUCUCCCCCACAAUGUGUUUCGAAGCUCAUCACUCGGUCUAAUGAUACUGAAGCUGUAGUAAAGGAACGACUCUGCAUUUACAAUGAAAAGAUAUUUCCCGAGUAGCAGUUUGCUUGUGGAAUGUAGGCGUGUGAAGAUUGCGAUUAACUUUUGCUUUUGUUACCCACGGAAGAAUCAUGAGAGAAACUUUUGUUUUUGAAUUCCGUCACAAAAAGACAACUUUGCCGUCGCAAAAAAAAAAGUGACGGCAUUGUGCCUCGCUAAAACCUUUUAGU
Camellia sinensis is the source of this 563-nucleotide messenger RNA. The record is from RefSeq and is a predicted model, not a curated record. Lineage: Eukaryota; Viridiplantae; Streptophyta; Magnoliopsida; Ericales; Theaceae.